This is a messenger RNA of Brassicogethes aeneus, 459 nucleotides long. The record is from the annotation of a GenBank genome assembly. NCBI's taxonomy places the organism in Eukaryota, Metazoa, Arthropoda, Insecta, Coleoptera, Nitidulidae.
AUGGAAGAAAUAACAAAAAUGUUCGAAUCUUUGCCAGUUAAAAUGAGUAAUAUACAAACAGAUUUGCAGGAAAUUAAAAAUGGAAUGCAAUUACAAAGAGAAGAAAUAAUAUCGAUAAAAGAGGACAUUAGUAAUAACAAGCUAGAAUGGAAAAGGGAAGAAGAAGAAGAAUUAGUCGAAAAAAUAAUGGAAACCGAAGAAAGACUAGAGAGAUUGGAGAAAGAAAAGAUACGCAAUAACAUAGUUAUAACAGGAAUUAAAAUAGAUCUUAUGAAUAAAAGAGAAAUAAUAAAAGAACUUGAAACUUCCGUAGAAAAAGAAAUAGGAAUAAAAGUGCAAUUUAAUAAAGCGAUAAAACUAAAAGAAGACUCUUACAUAGUAGAAUUGAGAAACUGGGAAGAUAAAGUAGAAGUAAUGAAAAAAAAAAGAAUAUUCUUAAGGGAAGUACUAUUUACAUAG